AAUAAGGAUGGACCAGUUGAAAGAUGAUCCCAUUGCUGGAACCAGUGAUGAAAAGCCAAAGAUCAAAGAAGAAGUUGACAAUGAAUAUGAGUUUUUUGAAAAAAAUCCAACAAGUUGCAAGGAUGCAAGAGAAGAAAAACGAACAUUCCUGGUGACAUUAAGUGGAGAUGGGAGGAAACAUGAAGUGAGAGGCAGACUUACCGACAGUCUGCUGAGUGCCCUCAAGUCUAGUACAUAUAUUUGUGACCGGAUGGAGAGAAAUAAGGGGGUAGAAUUCCACUAUAGAGAAGAGUCUUUGAAUGUCUGUGUCAAUAUGGGAAUGCCUUUAAAGUAUGUACCUGAUCGCUCACAAUUUGAAUUGAAGUCCUACAAGGCAACUAAUGACGUAUGGUACCGCGAUUAUGAUGAUGUAAAAGGAGAAUGUAUAGUGUUCUAUGUCCAUAAAAGUGUUUCUAGAAUGAAAAGCCUUAGAGCACAGAAACGUAGGUUAAUCAAAAACUUCCACCUACUUAGAGAAUAUUGCAUACUUUGUAUCUGUGCCCCUAUAGGAGAAUCCAUAAAAGAUGCCCUGUGCAAAGAUGGCCGCUUUCUGCCAUUCCUGAAAGAAGAGAAUUGGACGCUGGAUGAUGGUGCAAUAAGCAAAAAUAUUGAUUUUCCAGUUGAGAGCUUAUCAGACCAGGUUCAUUAUGAGAUUGGGGUGGAGUCUAAGAAAGAGACCAGAUAUAGUGGUGAUCUAAACAAGAAACAGAAUGAUUCAGAUUUGGGGGAGAGACAGUUAAGUACUCUUGAAAAGCCAAAGCCACGGCCGGACUUGGAGGAGGGACAGCUCAAUACUUCUAAAAGACAACAGAGAGAGCUGGAUUGUGAGCAGAGACAGCUCAGUACUUCUAAACGACAAAAGCUAGAGCCGGAUUGUGAGCAGAGACAGCUCAGUAGUUCUAAAAGACAACAGCAGGAGGACUCUGAAUUGCGGGUCCUACACUUGUAUCCUAAGCUGAAGGAAGAAAGAGAAAACAUUGCCAAAUUUUUGAGAGGUAAAAAGAAUCUUGAAGUUUAUAAAAGAAACUUUGGCAAGGAGAUGAAUGACUCUCUUUCAUGCAAGUUGGUUAGGAUUCUUGCUAAAAAUAUGGAUUCAGUUGGAUAUAUAGGGAGAAAAAUCUCAGGAUUCUUUCGAGGGGUUGGAACUUGCUUCGUUCUCCGUGGUAGAUAUAUAUUAACGUGUCACCAUGUAAUAAGGAUGAUAGUUGGAGAAGGAAUUGAAGCAAAGGACUGGGGAAAUAGAAUUAAGCAGUUGGCCCGUGUAACUUUCUCUUAUGAAGAACCUCAUCGUAUGGAAAUAUGGUUCUCAUUGGAGAACUGGUUUGAAAUAGCAGAUGAGGAUCUUGAUUUUGCUGUACUGAAAUUGGAAGAAAAUGGAAGUAAUAGUCAUCCUCCACCAGGACUGUUGCAUUUAAAUUCCCCACCACCACCAGAUGGUCCCAUUUUUAUCAUAGGUCACCCAAAAGUAGGAGUCAAGUCUAUGGAUGUUUGCCUUGUUGUCAGUAUACCUGAACGUGACAAGGCAAUUGGGGAUCAUUUGCAGAAAGUUGAAGAUUGCAUCUGUGUGUGUGGUUACAGGCCAGAGAAAUGCAUCCAUAGGUAUAAUCCAGAAUAUCUUGAGAUAGAUACAAGUAAUCCUGACAUUGUCACUUAUGAUACCUGUUUUUUCGAGGGGUCAUCGGGUUCACCAGUGUUUAACAAACAUGGGCAGCUUGUUGCUUUGCAUGCUGCUGGACUUGCUUAUGAAAUGAAAGACAAAGACUGCAGCAUAAUUGAAUGGGGCUAUUCAAUUGACUCAAUUAUUUUAAAAAUUAAAUCCACAUCUAAAUCUUGGCAUGAUGCUAUAAUUGCUCCUGAUGCAAGGGAAGAUAGCUCACACGUGGAUGCAUUUGUAAGUGAGGCAGGGGAGGAAAUGGAUUGUCAUUAAUAUUAUAUUGUUAAAGUUCAGGCCACUUCUGCAAAAAAUGAAAUCGCUUGAGGAAAAGUUAUCUGCAAAGGUUCUGCUUUCUUUGGAUUUAUAACAGUUUGUG
Thamnophis elegans (Western terrestrial garter snake) is the source of this 2069-nucleotide messenger RNA. Its product is annotated as protein FAM111A-like. NCBI's taxonomy places the organism in Eukaryota, Metazoa, Chordata, Lepidosauria, Squamata, Natricidae. The record is from RefSeq and is a predicted model, not a curated record.